AUGAAGAAAUCAAUAAUUAGACCAGUCAAUUAGCUUUACUCUCCAUCUAUUUCACACUACAGAUCUCAAACAAGUGGUUCUGGUGUAUUUGAUCAAUCUCGUAUAUUGGAAGAAACAACAGAAAAAUUCCAGAGAUCAUGGAUGAUGCUUGAAAGUGUGGAAGAAUUAAAGAGUCUUCGUUAUGCAUUAAAGCAAACAACUACUGAACCUAAUUUUCAUCCAGAAUGUCUAUUAGGUGGUACACUCAUUUCUGGGAAAGUAUAUAAAGUGAAUCCAAUGGAAUUUUAUUAUUGUAAUAUUACUACAAAAGGUUAAAAAUCUCCUCUGAAUUGUACAGUAUAUUGUGAUGGGGACUUUUAAAUAAUGAUAUCUUUUAACUCUCCAUUUCCAACUAAAUUCAAUUGUGAUCAAGUAAUAAAAAAUAGAACAUGGACUGUAAGACAUAAUGGAGAAGAGAAACUUAAUUUAGCAUUUGUUGCUCGUAAAUAAACAGACAUAAAAUUUAUGAUAUAUUAUGGAUAGACAGACUCUUUCAAGAAAUUAAUAAGAAUAUCAAGUAAUCAUGAGAGAGUAUAAAUGAGUGAUGAUAUACCAAGAAUGCCUUAAUUUAUAGUUAAUCAAAAUAAGAUACAGGCAGUUAAGAAAGUAAAUAAAUAUGAAAUGGAAGUAAGUAGAUCUGAUCGUUUCUUAUAAGUACUCAAAACAAGAAAUUUACAAAAGAAAGCCAUAAUAGAAGCCAAUUAAUAAAAAAAUCUUGAUUUUUAAGCUAAAGAAUGGGCUCAUGAUGAAUAUAAAUUGAUUACAUUAACAUUAAGAAAUAGGGAAAGAAGAAGAGAAUAGACUUUUCUUUGGGGUGAAUUGUUACAUUUUAUUAAGUUAGUAGAUAAUUUAAAUUAUAUAUUGUAAUAAAGAAGGAAAUAGUUGAAGAAAAAUAAAAUGAUGAUUAUAAGCAUUUAAUUAAGAAUGAGAAAGUUUAGAGAGGAUUACAAAUUGAAUCGUGAGGAUCUUGGUUAUAGGACAGUAGGACAAACAAUGAUGGCUUUGACUAUGUUCUGUAAGUAAUCAAAGAGGAGAAUCAUUCAUAAUUCAUUGAUUCUUGUUUUACCACUUUUGAAAUGGCGAGCUAGUUUAUAUUUACUUAAAAAGAAGGCUUUGAUUACAAGUGGUAAAUUAUAAUUAAUAAGAGUCAAUUUAAAUUAAUUUGUAAAGAAUGUUAGGGAAUACAAAGCAAGAAUGAUUUAGAAAUGGGAUUAGUAUACAAUGAAGAUACAUUAAUAUUAAUCUUUGCAUAAAGCUGAUAAGAGAUUUUUAACUUGGGUUAAAUUUCUAUAUGAGAAAGGAUACUAAAUAUAUUUUUAGAAUUUAUUCAUCACUUUAUUAAUGAGAGAGAGAUAUCGAUCUCACAUUAAGGAAUAAAGAGAAAUAAUGAAAUACAGGUAGGAGAUGAAAUCUGCAAAGUUGCAAUUAAAGUUUGUUAGAGAAACUGUAGAUAUCUUGACUUUACGUUAGAGGAUAUUUAAAUUAAGCAAUGACAUUUAUGCUAUGUAACUCAAGAAUCAAUUUUUUAUCCAUUCUGAUGUAGAGAGAUUCGUGUCUUCCAUUAUUGAAUAGAGUUCUUUCAUCUUUUUAGAUGAAGAUAACAAUCAAAUGGGUCAAGAAAAGUCAUCUCGUCUUCGUGUUAGUUUGAAGAGAUAAAAAACUCUUCGUAUCUCUAGAAAAUCUUGA
Paramecium pentaurelia is the source of this 1725-nucleotide messenger RNA. The record is from the annotation of a GenBank genome assembly. Lineage: Eukaryota; Ciliophora; Oligohymenophorea; Peniculida; Parameciidae.